CAAAAACACGUUACACUUGGAAGCAAGAUAGCACUUGUUCCCAUUUUAGCCUUGAGAUAUUUUAAGCAUCACUACCGAUCACCCUCUAUAUAUAGAGUGUCCUCAUACACAUGAAAAAUCCCCAUUAGUUUUCAUCAAGAGCUAGCACUUAAUCUAUUUUAAUUUUUCUCCAAGAUGGUUCUGCUAGAGAAGCUGUGGGAUGAUGUUGUGGCUGGCCCUCAACCUGAGCGUGGCCUUGGCGCCCUCAGGAAGCUGACCACCAACAUCAAAGAUGAAGGAGAAGGUAGCAAAUUACAGAGAAACUUGUCCAUGCCUCCGACACCAACAACCCCAGGGACACCCACAACACCUGGGUCGGGGCGUAAAGCUGACAACGUUUGGAGGAGCGUGUUCCAUCCUGGUAGCAACUCCGCCACAAAGACCAUCGGUGGUCAAAUGUUUGACAAACCACUCCCCAACACCCCCACUGUCUAUGACUGGCUCUACAGCGGGGAGACAAGGAGCAAGCACCGCUGAGGUGGGGGCCGUGGGUGGUGGUUGCAUGUAAAUAGUGUCCUUUUUGUUGAUCUCCUGCCACGUGUUUGCAUCGCGUUGUGUUUUGAAUGGCCUGUUAUGAUCAUCCGGUUUAGUUUUGUGAGGAUGUGAUCUUGCAUAAGUAAUUAGUAGUAGUAAGCUUUGUUUGUACUAAUUCUUAAGUUUUGUAAUCAAGAACUGCGUGAACUAUCUCUAGCUAUGGUAUGGUUUAAUCUUUGUUUUUCCGUAUGUGAUGAUGGCUUAACCAAUCUCUUAAUAUAAUAAGAAGUUUGUAUAA
This is a messenger RNA of Lotus japonicus, 811 nucleotides long. Its product is annotated as dormancy-associated protein 1. NCBI's taxonomy places the organism in Eukaryota, Viridiplantae, Streptophyta, Magnoliopsida, Fabales, Fabaceae. Bases 175 to 516 code for a protein of 113 amino acids. The record is from RefSeq and is a predicted model, not a curated record. The transcript has 3 exons.